Messenger RNA from Diorhabda carinulata, 589 nucleotides. RefSeq lists its product as uncharacterized. Bases 4 to 465 code for a protein of 153 amino acids. NCBI's taxonomy places the organism in Eukaryota, Metazoa, Arthropoda, Insecta, Coleoptera, Chrysomelidae. The record is from RefSeq and is a predicted model, not a curated record. The transcript is spliced from 2 exons.
AAUAUGAGUUCUUUAACAUGGUACGAAUUGAAGAUUCAAAAUAAUCUACAAUUCGUUAACGUUACCAUUGAAGAUGGUAUCCUCAACUGGAAAAGUUUUGAACUGUGGGAUCAACCAAACCCAGCUGUAAAAUCACUCUUAGACAAACUAAAAUAUCUAACAUUAACCAAAAAAGAAUCAUGUAGAAUCGAAAGAAAAUACAUUAUACAAAAAUUUAAACAACAUCACUCAAUUGCAAAUGUAAAAUUUGACGACAGACACUAUGUUAGAGAAGAGGCUCAAAGAAGAAAAUGUUUGAUCUGUUAUAGAAAGCUAACUGAAUCUGGAGGCAGGAAUCAUGCCAGGAAUAGAGCAACUCAGACCAGAUUUAAAUGUGUGCAGUGUACUAAAUAUUUUUGUAUUUUUUGCUUUAUCAAUUAUCAUUCUUAUAUGUAUUACAUACCAGAUUUCCUUGAAACGUUUUAACAAAAGUUUCUUCAUAAUUUUUGUAAAAUUACAGGUGAAUAUGAACUCAUAGUAUAUGCAAACUGAGUCGAUUUUGCUAUUUGAAUUGAUUUAGAAAUAAAUUAAAUUAUUUUAAACGCUGAAA